AUGACCCCUGUGAGUGUCCAAGUAGAUGUGGUGGUUGCAGGAGGAGGGAGAUGGGUCAGAGUCUUCUGUAGGAAAGCAUCUGCACUCCACCGCAGGUGGCUGGGAGAUGGACAGUUUGGUGAUAAGUCAGUGGGUGACAUAGCCACAGAGUAUGUAGAAACUGGGAAACAGAACUUGCGCAAGUUCCAACCUCCCAGAAUAUCCUUCGUCUUCUUUGAUGGAAUCACAGAGAGUGUCUCAGGUGUGCUAGAGAGCAAUGGGAUAGAGGUGGUGGGUCCAGUCUAUCCAGAUGAGGCCACGGAAGACACACCCUCUUUUCACCACGUGAUGUCACUGGUCAGGGAAGGACUUAGAGAAGGAGAAUUAUCUCACUGUGACAGCAGACACCCUUGUCCAGAGACCUGUGGCUAGACUGGAACCUACAAACACCGACUGUGAGCGUGUGAACCUGGAUGUGUCGUCAAUGUUGGCCUGGGUCUCCUCCCUGACUCAUGGUGGAGAGAUGUACACUCUCCAGGAGAGGAUACUGAAUGAGGCAGGCAGAGCAAGAACGCCAGUCUCCACUGUGGCCUCAGCUACAGAGAGCUACCAGAGGUGAUGACACUAUUGUUACUGUGCUUCUUUGUGUGUUCAGGCUAGGGAAGAUUGGUGAGAUUGGGUGUGCAGUUGAUGCUUGUGUUAGUGUUUGUUCCCUUACUUUGUAUGUGUUGUAAGAAACUGAUGGCCUGUCGCACAGCAGCUGAUGGGUUUUCUGACAUAGUGGGUAAGGUAGGAGGAGAGCAGGAAAAGGCCAGGGCAAGAUCUCUAUUGGCUAUGGUUGAGGUAGUGGAUGACUGCCCAUCACCGCGAGCGAUGACACUGUCUGUCAGUCACAGAAUCACCCCCAGAGCCAAGAUAGUGUUUGGCAGUGGAGACACACUCCGUACCUUGACACUCACUGCAAAUGGAGGUUUUGUUAGGGCAGCAGCACACCAGGGGGUGCAUUUCGAGGUGUGUGUUCAUUCCUCAAGAGCACUAACAGAGGCCAAGCAGCAGUCUUCAGUGUUAGACAAUACUUGAACUCAGAACUAUUAGCUGUUCUUGUUCUAUUAUCUUAAUGUUUUCUGACG
This is a messenger RNA of Geodia barretti, 1109 nucleotides long. NCBI's taxonomy places the organism in Eukaryota, Metazoa, Porifera, Demospongiae, Tetractinellida, Geodiidae. The record is from the annotation of a GenBank genome assembly.